Messenger RNA from Beta vulgaris subsp. vulgaris (sugar beet), 6523 nucleotides. RefSeq names its product pentatricopeptide repeat-containing protein At3g58590. Gene Ontology annotation, biological process: RNA modification. Bases 115 to 2430 code for a protein of 771 amino acids. The transcript has 3 exons. The record is from RefSeq and is a predicted model, not a curated record. NCBI's taxonomy places the organism in Eukaryota, Viridiplantae, Streptophyta, Magnoliopsida, Caryophyllales, Amaranthaceae. Gene Ontology annotation, molecular function: RNA binding; protein binding.
UAAUAAUCUUUUCAUAAUUUUAUAUAAGUACCAACUACCAACUAACCAUAGUAUAUACGAUCACUCUCAAACUUGAGGCAACUCGUUACUCGCUCAAAUUUUAGCGCCUUGUACAUGAUUUUCUCCUUGAAACAAAGCGUGAACCUCCCAAAAUCUCUGUGCUCUAUAUUCCUGAAUUUUCACUAUUCUUCCUCCUCUUUUAUAAAGUUUACCAAAUUCUUCACUACAAUCCAACAACCUUUUAAUGAAUACCCAGAUGAACAACUUCACUACCUUCUCCAUAAAUGCAAUAAAGCUCAAACCCUCAAUGCAGUUAAAUCAUUUCAUGCUCUUACUGUUACUUUGGGUUCGUAUGCGAGACAAUCAACGUAUUUCACUAACAACGUCAUCUCUUUGUAUGCGUUAUUUCAAGAGUUACAUAAUGCACGCAAGGUGUUCGAUGAAAUGCCUGAAAGAAACUUGGUUUCCUAUAAUGCUUUAAUAAGUGCGUAUAGUCGCAAUGAGCAGGUGGAGGAUGCUUGGGGACUGUUUUAUGAUAUGUGGGUUUGUGGGUUUAGACCUACUCAAUACACUUUUGGUGGUCUUUUAUCUUGUGAUGCUUUGGAUUUGAGGAGGGGAUGUGUUAUUCAUGGGUUAAUGUUGAAGAAUGGAUUGUUUUUUGCUGAACCUCAUGCUGGGACUAGUUUGAUUUGUAUGUUUGGUAGACAUGGGUGUGUUGAUGAGGCGGUGCGAGUUUUUGAUGAUAUGCCUCAUAAGAGUCUGGUUACGUGGAAUUCGGUUAUUUCUUUGUUAGGAUAUCAUGGGUUUAUGGAAGAAUCUAUGGUUUUGUUUUGCAGGGUGAUUAGGUCAAGUUAUGUGCUUUCUGAGAGCACUUUAGUGGGUUUAUUGUCUGGUUUUGUGGGGCAAAAGGGGCAAGAAUUUGGACAACAAGUGCAUUGUUUAGUGAUUAAAAAGGGUUUGAAUUUUGAUGUUUCGACCUCAAAUGCUCUUCUUAAUGUGUGUGUGAAAUGUAUGGACUUUUCUUCGGCUGAAAGAUUGUUUGAGGAGUUGCCUUUUCGUGAUGUUGUGACUUUUAAUACGUUGAUUGGGGCGUUGGCGAGAAGUGAGGGAUCUGAGAGGGGACUAGAGCUGCUCUUGCGUAUGCUCUAUGAAAAUAUAUUGCCUAACAAAACCACGUAUGUUGGUGUUAUCAAUUGUUGUGCAAAUCUGCAAAGACAAUUGUGUGGAGAAUAUAUUCAUGCAAAGGUUAUAAGAAACUCGAUGAAAAUUGAUGUGUUUGUGGGUAGUGCUUUAGUUGACUUCUAUGGGAAAUGUGAUAUGCUGGUUUCUGCUCGACGUUGCUUUGAUGAAUUGUGUGAAAGAACUGUAGUAUCAUGGAACAGCUUGAUUGCAGCCUUCACUUCUAAAAAUGGUAGCACUUCUUUAGGUCUCUUCCGAGAGAUGCUUCAGUUGGGUGAUUGUCCUAAUGAGUUCACAUUUUCUGCAGUGCUGAAAUCAUCUUCUGUCUUUGAGUUGCAACAGCUUCAUUCUUUAACUAUAAGAAUGGGGUACCUACAAAAUGAGUAUGUUGUUACCUUGCUGAUUACCUCAUACACCAAAUAUGGACUAAUACAUGAUGCAUUGCUCAUUGCCAAAUCUACAGAGACACUACUUUCAGUGGUUUCCUCCAAUGUUAUAGCAGCUGCUUAUAGUAGAAAGAGUGAGCCGGAUAAAUCUCUAGAGAUCCUUUCUAGACUGGAUGAACCCAACACUGUUUCGUGGAACAUUCUAACAUCUACUUGUUCUCAUAAUGGUUAUCAUACUGAAGCACUAGAAGUUUUUAAGCACAUGCUGGAAGUUCAGUCUUAUCCUGACAAUUAUACAUUUGUGAGUGUCCUGAGUAGUUGCACCAGUCUGCGCUCCCUUGCUUUGGGUAGUUCCAUCCAUGGUCUCCUAAUCAAAUCCAACUUUGAACGUUGUGAUACAUUUGUCUACAACAUCUUAAUUGACAUGUAUGCAAAAUGUGGAUGUGUUGAAGAUUCAUUGAAGAUCUUUAAUGUUACACCGGAUAAAAAUCUUAUUACAUGGACAACUAUAAUUUCUGCCCUUGGAUAUCAUGGCUGGGUUUUUCAGGCUUUGGAAAGGUUCAAGGAAAUGGAAAACCUGGGAAUUAAGCCAGAUGCUGUAUCAUUCCUGGCUGUGCUUUCAGCAUGCAGAUAUGGAGGCUUAGUUAAGGAAGGGAUAGAUUUAUUUUCACGAAUGCAAAGAUUAUAUGGGCUUGAGCCUAAGAUGGAUCAUUAUCAUGGGGUUGUGGACCUAUUAUCCAGACAUGGGCAUCUAAAGGAAGCUGAGCAAGUGAUCAGUAGCAUGCCAUUCCCUCCAAAUGCUCUCAUAUGGCGUAGUUUCCUAGAGGGCUGCAAGAGAUGGACGGUAACUCAAAAGAACAUCUAACUUUGCAGCUGCAUUGAAGCUAAUAGUUCUAUGGAUAAGAAUCAUCAAUGGGCUACAAGCUAGUAUAUUAACUUUAGUAGAGGAGUGAUCAUGUCAAGUGUCAACAAUGCAUUAUAUGGUGAGUCUUCGAUGUGCUUCAGAUUUGCAAAUAUUUAAGCAAAUUUAUAUUUCUUAUCUUCUCAUUGUUCGGGAUUGAGCCUGGCAUUACAAGGUAGUAUAUUGUUCUUAUCUUCUCAUAUUUAUAUCAUCAGCAGCCAAGGUUAUGGCCUUACAGGCCUUUGUAAAAUUGUACAAGCAAUAUAAAAUAUGGAAUGCUCUUUUGGCUGUUGGUUGCACCACGAAUUCUAGCAGUCUGUAGAUGAAAAUGGGUAUUGGAGCAAGUAAUAAGUUGUGGUGCUUUCUUUUUAUGGGUCAUAGAGGAUGCUCUCCUGAAUAAAUGAGGGUUGAAGAGUGGCUGCUGUUAGAAGAUUAUCUUGGAAGACUAGUCUGUGCUGGGUAGUUACUUCAGGCAUGGGAAUAAGCUAGUUGUGGUGCUUUUUCUGCGGCUCCUCUUCUAUGGUUUCAAAUUCCAAUAUAUGUGUAGUUUGAACUAGUUACUUGAACAGGAAACAUCUUCCAAGUAGUAGGACUCUCCAAUAGUAGCACCAAUAAAAAAGUGCAACAAGACUUGCACCAGGCUACAUCAGGUGCUAUCAUUGCUGUCCUAAAUGCAUUGAAGAAGUUCCAAUCCAAGGAUUAGGUUCAUCACCUUUGUUUUGAUAAGUUAGACGUUGAUAAACAACCUGACGAGGAAGAAGAUCCUGAAGGGAUAAGUAUGUAUUCUCCACUUUAUCUCCAUUUCAUAUUAUUUGUUACUUUAAACUGUCAGUUCACUGCAACUUGUCCAUUGGAAAUGCAUAUGCAAUAGGAAAAAUGAUGGGAUCAAACCAACUAUCGUCAUUUAUAAUCCCUGAACCCCACCUACAAUAACAGAGCGUGCUAUUCGAAUAUGUAAUUUGUAUGGUAUUCUUCCCAAAAACUGUAUGGUGACCUACAAUAACCUCCUAACCAAGUCACCAUAGCCACAUUGCGCAAUUUAAAUGGCUGCCCAAUUAUUUUUUCUUUUUCGAAAUAAAUUUCCCUCCCCGUAUGGCCGUGUCUGUCGUUUCUCCUACAGCCUCCUCCCUUCCCCUUUCCCCAUGCCAACUACCCCCUCCUUGAACAUGAUACAGUCGCCAUCCUUCCUUUGCUAAUAUCUCUUUCUCCCUAGCCACCACAUUAGCUUUAAAUUCAACUGAAAAGAUAUGGGUAAAGAUAAAGCUGAAAUCUCUCGAUUUUCAUUGUUUUCCUUGUAAUUCAUAAUUUUGUUGAUUUAUUCUUGAAAGUGGAUCCUAUAUAUGUUAUAAUAGUGAUCACUUGAAAGGGAACUUGACUUUACUGCUCUUAGCUUGAGAGAGGCAUAGAUAGAUUAUGGAUGUAGAUUUUGAUUUUUGUCCUACAUUUAUUUACGAGAAACAUCAAGCUCCUACAACCUACGUAAAUCCAUAGUGUUGAAAGGUAGUUUACCCAAUUACUUUUUUCAUGACCUUGGCAGAGUCCCGGACAAUAUGAUAGCACUCCUCGUUUUGGAGUUGGUCUGGCGUAUUUUGCAUUAGCCUUUGACUUUAAGGCAGUUUUGUGUCAUUAUUUACGACUCGUUCUAGAUUGAUCAGUGGAAAAACUCUUGCUCAGGUAUCCUUUAGGCUCUGUAAAUCUGUUCCACAUUUGUUUUGUUCUAGAAUGUAUAUUCUAAAAGUUCGAUAAAAUGAAAUGGAAAUCAAUUACAGUUGAUUUGGGUACAUUGACCACCCAGUUAUUUUUGGAAAUGCAACACCCCAUAUAGUUGGGAUUAUUUCGGGAAGACAUGCAAUAGUUGGGAUAAUUCCUAUUAAUUUGUUAAGGAAUAAUACUUGUUAGUUUUAUUGCAAUUAUAUUUUCUACCUGUAUAUGCAUCAUAAGAAUGUAUGACGUGUCAUGUAUGUAUUAGUAUGGUUUAAGUUAGAAAUUGGGCAUCAGGCUCAACUUAAAAGUAAUUGAGUAUGCUAAUCGACUAUGUAAAUUAUGCGUGACUUUUUUUCUGCUAUGGUUGUUGGUUGUUACUAUAUGUUUUCUUUAUCAUUUUUUCCUCUAUAUUAUACCUAAUGAUAUACUUUCUUCUUCAUUGUUUUAGAAUCGUUUUAAAUCUUUACAGACUUGAGCAGGAUAUGUUGCUCCAAAUUGCAAUGACGGGUGGUAGAGAAAGCUGAGAUGGUCACUUUACUUGUAGCAGCAUUAAUUUACAUAUGAUUUUUUUUAGCAAUUUGAACAAUGGCGGGUUUGCUUUAAAAGAUUCCAACUUUUGAUUAUCUUCAGUUGGGAUCUCCCUCAAGUUGGGAACUUCUUUAACAAAUCGGGCCGUAGUUGGGAGUGUUAGCAUCAAUUUUCCUUUGAAUUUUCACAAUUUUGAAGUAUACUAUACUAUAGUGAACUGUACUGAAUGCAAGUGAACUAAGCUGGAAGUGAGCUCAAAAGAAUAGGGCCUAAUAGGGUAAGAUAGGACUACAACCGUUCUUUUUUCCUCAUUUAAACUCUUUUAGCUUGUUGAGGUUUAUUAAAAAAAUACCAUAUGGUUAUAUAUUAGGUGUCUGACAUAUUUAGAAUUUUGCUGAAUUUUAUGUAUCUUCAGUCUUCACCGUAUGCUGUUUGUUGAAGAUAUCCCUAAACUUGAUAAUCUUGUCACCAGACCAAACCCUAUUAAUCAAAAUUUGUGGAUUCGGGUUACUCUAAUAUGACAUUGUAGGACAGUGGGAGUACUCUCUAUGUGAAAUUUCUCAAAUCAUGUGGAUUCAGGUAAAUCUUACUCGUGUGAUGUAAUGCUUGUGCUAGCAUAAUUCCUUUUUGAUCACCAAUAUAUUCCUUGCUCAAAAUUAUGUGUGUAAUAUAUCUAAGAUGACCUGUCUAGUUCUCCUUGGCUCACACAUUCUUGUAGUUACAUUGUGAGUUGUGACUAUCACUUUGACAAAAAGAUCUGGAAUGAUCAGAAAAAAUCUCUUCUUUUUGUGAUCUGUUAUGUUCAUUGGAUGUGCUGUUGCAAAUUAAGUUCAGCAAUAACUUCCCAGAAAGAAAAAGCUUUUGACAGUUCUGUUGUGAAUUGUUGCAGAGUUUUCUCAGUAUCUUAUCAGCUGAGGUAGAGGAAACUUUGGUUGAAGCAAGGAAACUUGUCAAAUAUAUGCCAAACAUUAAGGUUAUACUAAGCUUUACCUAUGUGCUAGAACCUAGAAGUGCGCCAAGAAGCAAGAUUCAAUAUGGCUGAGCUCACUUGUGAGCUCGAAGAGCCUGGUGGGUGAAUAUAAAUUGCAAAGAGAUAUCUUACUUUGGCUUGAACUGCAAAAUUUUUGCAUUAGAGGGACAUUGUUAGUAUGGUUGGAAGAUGAAAGAAUGAAAAUUGAAGAGCAGGUCACAAAAGCGAAGUAGCCAACAUUCGCAUCAUAACGCACGCGCAAUCACAACAUUCGAUAUUGAACUUUGACAGUUUGAGAAAUAAUUAUUAUGAAAGUAAAGUUGUAACAUAAAUCUAGUGGUGUUUCAAGAAGCACGCUGUCUUAUAAAUAGAAACGUUUUCCUAUUCGAGAGGGAAAACAUAGGCAGAAGCUCUGGUUGGCAGCAGUGAAGUUCUUUUCUUGCUAAUAUAAGAGUUAAGACAGGACUAAGCUGGUUUGAUGAAUCAAUGUGAAAGUAUCACUUUUUUGGAAUUCAGAUGUAAAUCCUGCAAAUAGAGGAGAAGGAUUGGGAAUGAUAUUAGGGGUCAGUUGCAGGUUUAUGAAUUAUGAGGGUCAGAGUACAUCCAAGGGAAUGAAAUGAAUGGAGCUAAAUUCAAAUGGCAACAAAAGAAUCAGGGAUCAAGGAUUUUUAGUUGAUUGGUAAUGUCUAAAUAUCCACAACUUUAUGUAGGAUUUUGAGCAGCUUUUAAGUACUUUGGUUACCUUUAUGUUUAGCAGUUUAGGGUUUAGGUUUGUUUCACUAAUAUUGGCCUGACUACAUCAGACCUUCAGAUACAAUAAUUUGCAAAAUAGAAAUGAUGUCCUAUAUUUGUAUU